GCAGGUCAUCUUCUAUGUGUGCCUGCCUCGAUGUCGAAGGUCGAGGUUCGUCGUCUGCUGUGGCUGAUGUGGAAGGCUUGCUUGACUGCUUGGCCUCGCGCAUUUUUCUAUCAUACAGUUCUUUGCAAAGGCAGCUCAAGCAUUUCAUCCGACAUAAGUUCAAGCACAGAUCACACGUUGACCAAAGCCACAAAGAAUGCUGCUGCCAGUGAAGAUUCAGAUUUGAGUAUGCGGACACUAAGUACACCCAGCCCUGCUUUGAUAUGCCCUCCGACCACGCAGUCUAUUCAGAAUGGCCAAGGAUCCUCCACCUCAUCUUCUUCUGUCACAGGGGAGACCACUGCUAUGAUCCAUUCCCAGUCUGUGUUGCUGAUCCCUCAGGGUGUCAUCAGGCCAGCAUCAAGGCAACAGAAAGAACAGUCUCCCAUUGACAACCUUCCCGAUCAAACCCUGAUUGAGAUGUUUUCACACCUUCCUACCAACCAGCUGUGCCGUUGCACGAGGGUGUGUCGUCGUUGGUACAACCUCUGCUGGGACCCACGUCUAUGGAGGACUAUUCGUCUCACAGAAGAAACAGUGAACGUGGACAGAGCUCUGCGUGUGCUCACCCGAAGGUUGUGUCAGGACACACCAAAUGUCUGUCUUACAUUGGAAAAAGUCAUCCUUCAGAGCUGCAGGCGGCUGAGCGACAGGGGUCUCUACACCAUUGCUCAGUGUUGUCCAGAACUGCGGCAGUUGGAAGUACCUGGCUGUUACGGAAUCUCCAAUGAAGCACUCUAUGAUGUUGUCUCCCGGUGUCCCAACUUGGAGUAUCUGGAUGUUUCAGGUUGUUCCAAGAUAACGUGCAUCAGUCUGACAAGGGAAGCUUCCAUUAAAAUCUCUCCACUUCAUGGAAAACAGAUCUCCAUCCGCUACCUGAAUAUGACAGAUUGCUUUUUACUUGAAGAUGAGGGACUGCACAUAAUAGCAGCUCACUGCACACAGCUAACACACCUCUAUCUGCGCAGAUGUGUCCGUGUUACAGACGAGGGCCUUCACUUCCUGAUGCUUUAUUGCACGUCAAUCAAGGAGCUGAGUGUUAGUGACUGCCGAGCUGUGACUGAUUUUGGGAUGAGAGAGGUGGCAAAGUUGGAAGCACACCUAAGGUAUCUCAGUAUUGCUCACUGUGUCCGGAUUACAGAUGUAGGUAUCCGCUACAUCGCCAAGUACUGCAGUAAACUGCGCUAUCUAAACGCUCGAGGUUGUGAUGGACUGACUGAUCAUGGGAUUGAGUACCUUGCCAAGAAUUGCACAAAACUCAAGUCCCUGGAUAUUGGCAAGUGUCUGUUGAUUUCUGAUGCAGGCAUGGAGUUUUUAGCGUUGAACUGCUACAACCUUAAGCGGCUCAGUCUUAAGUCAUGUGAGAGUGUCACCGGUCGUGGUUUAAAGAUUGUUGCUGCUAACUGCUUUGAGUUGCAGGUGUUGAAUGUGCAGGACUGUGACAUCUCGGUUGAAGCACUGCAGUUUGUCAAACGCCACUGCAGGAGGUGUAUUAUAGAGCACAGCAAUCCAGCCUUCUUCUGACAGGAUAACAUUAAUACAGCACAGACCAUAGAUCGUAAAGUCUGAAUUUUUAUUAUCUCUUGUUUUUUCUAAAUUCAAAUAUUUAGUUAAUUUCUGCACUGUACAUAUGAUGUCAUGCUAAUAUUUAUAUACUAUUACGCAUUUAUACAUUUUUGCUUGUCAAACAUCAAUAUAAAUCAAUAGCUGGAGACAUAAAUGCAGAUUUUGGGAAGAAUUAAUCAAUAUUUUCCUUUGUUUUUAAAUUCCUCACUGGAAAAAUAUAAAAGCAAUCAUCAGAAUAUAGUUUGCCUUGAGUUUUCAACUUUCUUAAACGAGAGCAGCAUGUUUUUGGGUAGCAUUCUACUAUAACACACCAACUGUGGGCAGCACAGUGAUACAGCUGAUGGAGCUUAUGCCCAACAGAUGGCUGUCUCCCUGUGACUGGCUUUCCUCCCUCAUCCUGAAGCAAUGCAGGUUGGUUUGCUAAUUGGCGACUGCAAAUUGCUCUUUCUGUGCAAGUCAGUGCUAGAGCCUGAUUGAGGAUGUGGGGAAAGUAACAAAAUGGGAUUAAUGUACAAUUAGUUUUGACAGCACUGAAUUGUUGGGUCAAACUAUGCAACAAUAUGAAGUACAUAAAAUAAGUUUUGUUUUACAACAAGUUACUUCAGUGUUAAAAGAAAUGGCAAUAUUGUUUGUUAUGAAACACUGCUUUAGCCAUUAUGGAAAUUUUGUGAUGCCAUUGGUUCUAAAUUCACAAGCUUAAGCUGUACAAUCAAAUUAAUGUUACCAAAUACUACAACACUAGGAAAUACAUAUUGUAAAGUUGUUUGCAACAAGCUCCUAUAUGGUUGUAUUAUAGAAAGCAGCAAUUGUAUGCUGUUUACUCAGAAACGUUUAUUUAGCCAGUUGCAAGCAAUGUGUUAUCACUGGCACCAAGGUUAAGUUGUACUAUUAAAUAAAUGUUACCAAAUGCUUGAUCACCAGGAAAUAUACAAAAUGAAGUUCUUUGCAACAGGUUGCUACUUGUGUUUAUUGUAGAAAGUGGCAAUCAUACACUGCUUUCUUAGAAACACUGAUUUAGCCGAACUGGACAUUCUGAGAUACCAUUGGAUUUAUCUUCUCAAACUUAAGUUGUACAGUACAAACAGGUAAAAGCUGCCAAACACUUCAUCACUAGGAAAUACAUAGAAUAAAGUUGUUUCAAAUGUGUUCUACAUGGUUUCAUUUUCAAAGUUGCUAAUUGUAUGCAGUUUAGUCUGAAACAUUGAUUAAAUCAUUCUGGGUGUUUUCUGAUACCAUGGAGCAUAGAACAUAGAUCAGUGCAUAACAGAAUCAGGCCCUUUGGUCCACAAUGUUGUAUCAAUCCAAUUAAAUUUGUCAUCAAAUGGGCAACCUAACUAAUCUUCUCUGCAACACUAUGUCUAUAUCCUUACAUUUUCCUCAUAUUCAUGUACCUAUCUAAACACCUCUUAAAUGUAUCUGCAAUGUAAUGUAUCUGCCCCCACCACCACUCCAGGCAGGUCAUUCCAAGCACCACUACUCUCUGUGUAAAAAAAUUUUCCCCUCACAUUUCGUUUGAAAUUACUGCCUCACACCUCAAAUGCAUGCCUUUGGUAUUAGACUUUUCAAUCCUUGGAAAAAAUAUUGUCUGUCUACUCCAUCUAUGUCUCUCACAAUCUUAUGAACUUCUAUCCUUAGUCUCCACCGCUGCAGAAAAUUCACCAUCUCCUUUUGCACAUGUCCUCUAAUCCAGGAGGCGCCCUGGUAAACCUCUUCUUGAAAAGCUUUGGCAUUCUUCCUAUAAUAGUGCAACAUGCAUUAUUCCAGAUGUGGCCUAAACGGGAGUUUUAUAAAGCAGCAACAGAACCUUCUCACGUUUGGAUUCAAUGCCACGACUAAUAAAGUCAAGCGUGCCCUGUCACCUUUCAGGGAGCUAUGAACUUGCACUCUAAGAUCCCUCUGCUCAUUUUACUCUUGCUUUUCACUUAUCAACCAAGAUGCAACACUUAACAUUUCUCGGAGUUAAACUCCAUCUGCCAUUUCUUUGCUGUAUUAUGUUAAGUUUUGUAAAAUACUAGAUGAAUGUCUGGAGGGUAAAAUGACAAUUUAACUCUUUCUGAACUCAUAGCAUGUAGGGUUAAUAUGUCUUAGUGGGCAGAGUGUCUGUAUAGAGUAAACACUAUCAAUGUCAGUAGAGUGUUUGCUGAUAGCAGCUGGAUAUUUCUUAGCCUCAGGCUCCGUAAACAUAAGGAUGUUUGUUAAUAACUAACUGUCUGUCAAGUUGGCUUUAUGGAUUCUUUUCUGAAUUUGGGUUUAUCAUUUAUAUGUAAUGUUCUUUUGUAAGUCCAAACGAAUAUUAUGCCCAAAACACUAUUGGACUAAUGGGUGAGGAAUGACCAUUACAAUGUGUAGUUGAUUUAUGAGAGUAUGCUGAACACCGUGUUAAUGAAAACAGGACACAUUUUUAAAAAGACAAGUUGAGUUGGGACAUAAGAUAAAAGAGUUUAUAUGUCUCGUGGUUGCUCCAUACUUGUGAAACUUGUAUCUAUUGGGGUGUCUUUUCCCUGGCUCAUUGGACUUCAGCUGAGGGCCGGAAAUCGUGAUUGGUGCCUGGGACCCAGGGGUGGUUUCGCAAGUGAGUGGAAAUUUGGAGUUCCCUCGACAAUCGUGACAAUCAAGUGGUGACUAGAGAAUCGUGAGCCUUGAUACCUUUGUGACUUACUACGUAGUAUUUUGUGUGGUUUACUUAUGCUUUCUAUUUUAUGAUAAUA
Mobula hypostoma (lesser devil ray) is the source of this 4313-nucleotide messenger RNA. RefSeq names its product F-box and leucine-rich repeat protein 7 (gene fbxl7). Gene Ontology annotation, cellular component: cytoplasm. The coding region runs from base 31 to 1563 and encodes 510 amino acids. Gene Ontology annotation, molecular function: protein binding. The transcript is spliced from 4 exons. The record is from RefSeq and is a predicted model, not a curated record. Lineage: Eukaryota; Metazoa; Chordata; Chondrichthyes; Myliobatiformes; Myliobatidae.